AUGCCUAGUGAUGGUUCAAGAAAGGAUCCGGCAUGGAAUUACUCACAUUUGGAGAAUCCGAAAGAUACAAAUGCCGUCACUUGUAACUUUUGUGCAAAAGUUACAAAAGGAGGUAUUUAUCGGGUUGAACAACACUUAGCUGAAGGGUAUAGAAAUGUGAGUGCAUGCCCAAGAUGCCCAUCUAGUGUUAGAAAAGAAAUCAAAGAGUACAUGAGUAAGAAAAAGGAAGAAAAAGAUCAAAUGAAUUUGUUACCUAGUGAUGAAAUUAAUUUCAUUGAUGGAGAGGAUGAGGAUGACAUUAUGGAAGUUAACAAUCGAGGAAAAAGGGUAGCCAGUGCAGGCAGUGGCAGUGCUAGUGUCAAUUCCUCAAAGAUGCAAAAGCAAAAGGGACCGAUUGAUUUAUAUUUCACUCCCAGAUCGGAAAUUGUGGUAUAA
Cornus florida is the source of this 435-nucleotide messenger RNA. RefSeq lists its product as uncharacterized. Lineage: Eukaryota; Viridiplantae; Streptophyta; Magnoliopsida; Cornales; Cornaceae. Gene Ontology annotation, molecular function: DNA binding. The record is from RefSeq and is a predicted model, not a curated record. The transcript has a single exon. The coding region runs from base 1 to 435 and encodes 144 amino acids.